UGCACGUACACGUAAAUGGAAAUCAAAACAGGCGACGGAAGUUUGAUCGAUAGAAAUCAAGCGACUGUUCGAUGCGCCAAUGUUUUCGGCUUUAUAGGAACGGCAGCAAGCGCACAUUCACACAUAGAGUCUAAGCGGACGAGAGCGUCGAGUAGCAGAUAUGGAGGAGCUGCAGGAUAGUAGUAUACACCAUAUGACAGCUAAAGUAAUUGCUGCCAUCAAGAAUACCAAGUGUUAUGAGCCCAUCUACAAUGAACUGCAGCGUCUGGUUGCCAGUCCCAGCGUCGAUAAGAACGAUAUGCGCAACACGCUGGAGGAUGCCAUCAAGGCGGCGGGCCUGGAGACAGAAAUACGCAAUAUGAUAUUCAAUUUGGUGCGCAGUCGCCUAAAGAAGAUCGAAGUACCAGAUGCGAGACUGACGCCGACCGAUCCGUUGAGCUACCUGAAGCGUGCUGGCGUCCUGUGGGAUCGGCGUGUGAGAAAGAGUCUAAACGCCAUGUGUGGAGAAUUGAAGGUGCCGCUGCAUGGCCAGCCGCGCAUUAGUGCCGAUCGUGAGGAUUUCAUUGCCAAAUGGAAUGAGCUGAGCAACUACAAUAUGGAUCUGGCCAACUAUCGUCCGGUCUAUGCGCCCAAGGAUUUGUUGGAGGUCUUGCUAUCGCUCAAGGGACCCUCGCGACCCAACGAAAACAACGAUCAAAUUCCCCAAUGGGAGUUCUCACACAUUGCGCUGCCUGUGAAGAAUCUGUUUGAGCUGCGCACGCACUAUGCGGAUCUGUUGCGCAACGAUCCUUACGGCGUGCACGAUCUGGCGGUUCAGUGCCAGCGCAUCCUGGACAGCAAGCUCGCUCCCAUGUGCCAGCAGUACCUGAAGAAGGGCGCCACGCCGGCUCCCUAUCGUGGCGCCCUUUGGGCGGCUGUGCUCGACAGCAAGCUGCACGACUUUGACAUUGAGAACUGGCAGAAGCUGCGCAACACCGUUUGGACCACCGAUCACAUUGUCGACAAGCUCGUCUUCAAGGACAUACAGCUGACGGCGUCCAAUGAUGACCAGUAUUUCGUAUUCGAGGACGUACUGUAUCAGGUGCUAUUGUGCUUCUCGCGUGACACGGAGAUCGCCAACUGUGUGGAGUAUGAAACAUUCCCGGUGAAGGGCAAGACCUACGAGGGUCCGCCGUCGGGCGUGGUGCCGUUCCAUGGCAUCUGCAUGUUUGCCGCACCCUUUUGCUAUCUGUUCGAUUCGCCCGUGAGCCUGUACUAUACAUUUCGUGCCUUCUACAUACGGUACUGCCAUCGACUGACCACGAUCAAUACGCAUCCUCAGGGCAUCGUUAGCCUGUGCCUGCUGUUCGAGAAGCUGCUGCAGACCUACGAGCCUCAGCUGUGGUCGCAUUUUCGUGAGCUUCAGAUACAGCCUCUACGAGUUGUAUUCAAAUGGCUUAUGCGCGGCUUCUCGGGUCACUUGCCACCGGAUCAAUUGCUAGUUUUGUGGGACUUGAUACUUGGGUUUGAUAGCUUAGAGAUUCUGCCGCUGUUUGCCAUAAUUAUAUUGAGCUUUCGCAAGGAUAGCAUCAUGCAGGUGUCUUCACUUGAUAGCAUCGAGGCUAUUUUGGCAGAUUUAUCGUCCAUUAAGGUACUGCCAUUGGUGCAGCUGGCAUUGAGUCGCGACUAGGUGUAUACUUCGUCCAUUACAAAUUGAAAGUACGAAAUUAUCGAUGAGUUUCAGACACUUCUCGAUAGUUCAAUUAAAAUUUACCUUGUUUUAUUUGCCGAAACGCAUGCGAGCACGCAGAGAAUAUGUGUAUUAAAGAGUUGUGACAAGAUCUGAACAAUGUUCCAGACAAACUAA
Molecule: messenger RNA, 1846 nt
Organism: Drosophila arizonae
Lineage: Eukaryota; Metazoa; Arthropoda; Insecta; Diptera; Drosophilidae
Product: TBC1 domain family member 19
Source: RefSeq, a predicted model, not a curated record